CAUGUGGAGCUCAUCGGGGAGAUGCGGAGGGGCAGGGAUGCUCCCGUGGAUGAGAUGGGGGUGCAGAAGUGCUUCGACAGCAGCGCUCCCCCACAGGUGAUGCGCUACCAGGUUCUGCUGGCGCUGAUGCUCUCCAGCCAGACCAAGGACCAGGUGACAGCAGGUGCCAUGCAGCGCCUGCGGGGGCACGGCCUCACGGUGGACAGGGUGCUGCAGAUGGAUGAUGCCACCCUCGGGCAGCUCAUCUACCCCGUGGGCUUCUGGAGG
Messenger RNA from Merops nubicus (carmine bee-eater), 267 nucleotides. RefSeq names its product endonuclease III-like protein 1. The annotation marks the transcript as partial. Gene Ontology annotation, biological process: base-excision repair; base-excision repair, AP site formation; nucleotide-excision repair. Gene Ontology annotation, molecular function: oxidized pyrimidine nucleobase lesion DNA N-glycosylase activity; DNA-(apurinic or apyrimidinic site) endonuclease activity. The transcript has 2 exons. NCBI's taxonomy places the organism in Eukaryota, Metazoa, Chordata, Aves, Coraciiformes, Meropidae. The record is from RefSeq and is a predicted model, not a curated record. Gene Ontology annotation, cellular component: nucleus.